AUGGCCGACUCCGAGGCGAAGGACGCUGUUGUGUGGCCGCAGAAGAGCACACACUUCAGCCGUUGGCUGCUGCCGUCGGCGUCGAGCCUGCAGGAGCAGCAGCAGCGGGCGUUUACGGCCGCUCUGGCGAGGGUAAAAGGUCGCGAGGAGCACAAGGAGGCGGAGUUGCCAACGCUGGAAGAUGAGCUUUGGUUGGUGCGUUUCUACGCGUUCCAGCUGUCGCGGUUCAUGGCCGCCAACCACCUGAAGGACUCGGUUAAGGAGACGGCACUGACGUUUUUCAACCGUUUCUACCUGCGGCGGUCGAUGCUGGAAUACGACCCUCGGCUGAUCAUGUUCACCUGUAUAACGCUGGCGAUCAAGCUCGAGGACAUGUGGCGCAACUACUACGUGGACAAGCUGCUGGGGUCAGUCGAGGGGCUGGACAUCGCUGGUGUGUUCGCACUGGAGGCGACGGUUUGCGACGCGCUGGAGUUCAACUUUCUGGUGUUGCACACGUCGGACUCUAUGCACACAAUUCGCAUGCGAUGCAUGGAGUACCUCAAAGAGAGCCUGGGCAUCGACGACGAGAUUCUGGGCGAGCACCUGGGGAUGAUACUCUCAGUCUGCAGUGACGCAGAGAAGGAUGCGCUGUACAUGCACGAGGACCCGGAGUUCAUCUUCCUCCACACCCCGACCCAGCUGGCGGUCGCGAAUUUCGCGCGGCACUGCAAGAAGCGCAUGGGUUCGCUCCUCUCAGUUAGCAAGUGGGUCCCACGCUGCACACAUGGACGCGGUGUCAGGUUCUUGGCCAAGAAGAUGCUCCACGGCGACGAGUCACGCCUGGCCGUGCUGACCGAGACGCUCCAGAGCAUAAACGAUCGCUUCGCACGCCACAUGGAGCUGCGGGCGUCCAUGGACGCGGAGGAGCAGAAGGCCGGGAACAUACUGGACCAGUAUCUGCCGCUUUACAGCACCAUAUAA
Molecule: messenger RNA, 963 nt
Organism: Babesia bigemina
Lineage: Eukaryota; Apicomplexa; Aconoidasida; Piroplasmida; Babesiidae
Product: Cyclin-like superfamily protein, putative
Exons: 9
Coding region: 1-963 (320 amino acids)
Source: RefSeq, a predicted model, not a curated record